Molecule: messenger RNA, 1028 nt
Organism: Phytophthora infestans T30-4
Lineage: Eukaryota; Oomycota; Peronosporomycetes; Peronosporales; Peronosporaceae
Exons: 4
Coding region: 180-1028 (282 amino acids)
Source: RefSeq, a predicted model, not a curated record
UGUUCUUGGUUCCCCGAGAUUGCGACGCUCGCACGGCACAGCCCCUUCACUGCUUGUUACCGAGCGCCCAUAGGUCGACAAUACGUGCGCUUACGUCUCUGUAGUCCAAAGCCCCCAAACAAACGCCUACAUCACGUGUCGAUAAGUGGAAUCCUCCCGUCACUUAAACUAAGAGAAAAAUGGUGAGGAUCAACCACACCCAGCGAUUCCCGUUGGGGACACGAGUGUCAAAGUACUUUAACGGGUUUGCGGAGCCCUUUCAGGGCAUAGUGGACAAGCACUCGGACGUGACCGACUUUUACCAUAUUUCUUACGAAGAUGGAGACAGUGAAGAGAUGACGGAGGAUGACGUCGCGACUCACUUCGUCGAAUCACCGGGCUCAAAACGAUCACCCAAAGUAUCCAAGCCACGCAAGACCCUCAAGCUGAAGCCUGCAAAGCCAACUACUCCGCCUAUGAAGAGAGCCAAUAGUGACAGCAGCAUUAACGUCCCGAUGCCGACUGCUUCUACAGGGAAAAGUAGGCAAAAACCGAAAGUGCUGAGCCUUAACGCGAAUGCACCAGGACUGAUGCGCAGCAACAGCUUUACAGGGCCCUCCAGCUCCCAUGACGAGGUACAAGAAUCGUUAAGCUUGGCCAUCCCUGUAAAUACUCUAGAAGAAGAAGAAGACGACGAAAAUGAGGAGGUGGGAGAGGAAGAGGAGGAAGAGGAGGAAGAAGAGGAAGAAGAAGAAGAAGAAGAAGAAGAAGAGGAAAUGAUGGCUGACGAAGAAGAGGACGAAGAGGGUACCCCAUUUGAAAUUAACCAGCUCAUUGAAGGGUGCGGGGUCGACGUUGUGCAAGGCGCCGUGGCGAGCUACUUCCCGGCCACAAAAAUGUUUCGCGUGAUGUACUUCGACGGCGAGUGUUGUGACCUUUCCUACCACGAAGUAUUGGUCAAAAGAGAAAGCGACGAGCGGAAGAAACCCCGCGAAAUGGAGAGAAAGUCAGCGCCUCGAGUGCUCCAUCAGCGUCGCCAAAGCGGCUAA